AUUAAAAGUUGUUAAACGUGCUGGUAUUUCUAAUUGCAGAAGAAGAAGAAGAACACACUUUCUAGUAGGGCAAAAACACAAGUGUGUCUGUUGUUGUUUUUCUACCCUUUCAGGGGUAAACAGACAGGACACCGAGGUCGACAGAUGUUUGUUAUACUUUAGCUGCAGAGCCGGUUUGGAGCCUAAGGCCUGCAGAAAAAAGUGACACAGAAUGACCAGAUCCUGCCCCCGACCCCUCAUUUGGUUUUUGUUCUACUGCAACGGCUCUAUUUACCAUUGGCAUAGUCAUCACAUCUGAGGGGGGUGACGCCCGUGGGAAAACAGGCAGAGGGGCAAAGGGAGGUCAGGCUGGCGGACAGUAUGAGGAGGGGAAGCGAAGGAGGCGCUGAAAGCAGAGCUGUGAUGUGCAGACGGCAGCGAAUCACAUGAGCAGGGAUCUGUUUACAAACUGAUCACUGAAGACGAGAGCAGCAGCCGAGAGGGGAGAGAGGAGUGACUCUGAGGAGGAGGAGCAGACAACACUGCAGGAGGAGAAGGGGACAGAGUAGAGAUGAGAAAGACUGCUGCUGCUGCUGCUGCUGCUCCUGCUGCUGCUGCUGCUCACAGGGACAACUCCAUGCGCUCCUCCUUUGUGUCUCCACAACCAGCCCAGGAGCAGGGGACAGUUUGAAAAAGUCUGAGAAAACAGAAGAAAGAAAACAAACUUUAUUUACUGCACUUCACUGUGCAGUCGGCUGGUCUUGGGAUUAUCCUUCCUCAUUUUUGGAUUAUAUAUCCUCAUCCUCUCAAGGUAUUUUUUUUCUUUUCCUCUGAUCAGGACCAAUCAUUCUUGCUCCUGCAGUGGGAGAUGAGAAGUUGACCUCAUGCCCUUCACCUGGACGUCCGUCAGUCAUCACCAAAGACAGGACUGUCAUCAGUGUUCAGCCGAGCAGCUGCUUUACUUUUCCUCCUCGGCGUUGAGAUGACAUCUGCCUGAAGAAAAAGAAAAAGAAGAAGAAGAAGAAGAAGUCUCAGACCUCCAGACCUUCAGUCGUCGUCUACCACUGAAGUAUUUAUCUCGUGCACAGAAGCUGCUGGUUGUUCUGCACCGUGGGGGAAAAUAAACUGCAGAAAAACAAGUUAUAAACAAUUCAGACUUUGUGGCAUCGCAGCGCUCACUCACAGAACGUCUGGGUUUCCAAACGUGGAUGCAGCCCUGUAGAUGGUGCUACAGUGAAACUCGCUGCAAGAGCCUGUGUGACCUUCGAUAGAGGAACAUCCGAAUUCCACGGCAACAUGUCUUCGGAGACCCCCUUCAACCUGCCGAUCAACGUCUACAUCAUCAUCCUGGGCAUCGGCCUCUUCAUCUUCAUGCUCAGCUUCAUCUUCUGCUGCUACCGCUUCAGGCUAAGGAGACGAGACGAACAAGGACAAUUUGGGUACAACAAGGUUGUCUUGAAAGGAGCAGGAAAGAAACUCAGCCUCCUGGGUCAAACCUGUGCAGUGUGUUUGGAAGAGUUCUGCAGCAGAGAUGAACUCGGGGUGUGUCCAUGUUCACAUGCUUUUCACAGGAAGUGUCUGCUGAAAUGGUUAGAGGUCCGCAGCGUCUGCCCCAUGUGCAACAAGUCCAUUUGUCGCCUCCAGCCUGACUGCCCACCACCAGAACAGGCAAAUCCACAGAACCUGAUGGGGGUCUGAGUCUGGAGCCAACAUCUCUGAACACUCCACGCUUGCCUUCAGGUGGAUACCUGUCAGUGCAGACGGUCCUGUUUGGAUGUGCAAACGACUGUAUAUGAAGUCAAAUAUUUUUUUAAGGCAGAGUGAGCACAUAAGAAGAUUGUUUUUGAAUAUAUCUGAGGAGCUUAGGGUAGAGUUUGUACCGUUCAAAGUUUACUGAAGGGAUGGCCUCAACGGCGCUUUAUGCUAAUGCACUAGUGCGCUGUUGGGGCUGUUACUGGUUUAGUUCCCUUCACAGGAUGUGACAUUUACACUGGAUCGAUUUAAGAGACAAUCCAGACAUGAACUAUGAACUGAAAAAGAGUUGGUUCUGUUGUAGAACAGUGUCAAGGCCAGAUGUGGUCAAAACAGCAGGUAAUGCGUUCUGGCUUGGGGACCAGUGCUGGUCCGUAGGUCAUUUGGUCUUGGCCGCAGUGGUACACAGUGAAAAACUGUACUUUAGUUUUACUAAUUUACUUCAUUCGAAAGAAUCCAGUCAUAUCGCUUUACUUUGUUCAUUCAAAGAUAUCUGUCAACAAAACAACAGGUCAAAGGUCAUUCAGACUCUGAUGCUAACAGAAAAAAUCUAAACGAUUUUUUUUUUCCAAAAAUGUAAUAAGGCAUUGAUUUUGAAAACCAUACUUCUAACUAAGACCAAGACAAGGAAGUGGUUUCACAGCAGGCCUUCAUAUGUGUAUAUGCUUUUAUAACUCACAGGGGGAAAUGAAGGUACUCGUCAACACUUCUGUUCAUAUCAAAAAUGAAACUACAAAAACCCGUGUUCACCUCACGUUUCAACAGAUCAGCGAAAGAGUUUUGUUUGAUUUUUGACUUUGUACUCUCCCCCUCUCGUGAGGAGGAUACACGUCGGGUUCAGUCUGCUGCUCAAAUGUUUUCCUACAAAUUUACAUGGACAUGGACUAUGAGGCGGAGCGGGGAAUAACAUGUUUAAAUCAGAUUUGAAUAAAGAAUGAAUUUCUAUA
This is a messenger RNA of Cynoglossus semilaevis (tongue sole), 2678 nucleotides long. Its product is annotated as RING finger protein 122-like. NCBI's taxonomy places the organism in Eukaryota, Metazoa, Chordata, Actinopteri, Pleuronectiformes, Cynoglossidae. The transcript is spliced from 8 exons. The record is from RefSeq and is a predicted model, not a curated record. The coding region runs from base 1276 to 1677 and encodes 133 amino acids.